AUGUCAGGUUCCCGGGUCGAUAUCGAGUCCAUCGACACUUUGCUAGAAAAUAUUCAGCAAUCUAUCAGCACCCUGAAGACACGGCAGACUGAGAAGGACCGUUUAGCUGCCCUUAAGGCUACGCAAAGCCUAGUGUCGGCUCUCCACCCGCCAAAGGACAAUGUGUACCAUCUGCUUUACUCGCCAACCCAGGCGAUGUGCGUGCGCAUGGGCAUCGACCUAGAGAUCUUUACGACUCUCAGCAAGGCGGCAGAGCCUGUUACUCUUGCAGAACUAGCAGCUGUCAAGGGCGCCGAUAUUAGGAUCGCCGAGCGCGUGCUCCGCAUUCUCGCAGGAAUCAACUACGUAAAGGAACAUGACGUCCACGUCUACACAGCAACAUCCCUAACACACCAAAUGACCGACCGCUACAGCAUCGCGAUGGUCAAAUUCAUCUGGGACUUUGGCCUCUCAAGCGUCGCCAAAAUUCCUGAAUUCCUACACAAAAACUCCUACCAGACAGUCGAAGGACCCACCUCCGGCCCCUGGAACUACGCAAACCCCAUCGACGAAAUCAUCUGGUCAUGGGUUGCGAAAGACCCCGAGCGACUCGACAUCACAAACUCGUUUAUGGAGGGGGAUCGUGGAAGUCGGCCGGGCUGGGUCGAGUGGUUCCCCGUCGAGGAGCAGGUUAUUAAGGGAUACAAGGGCGGCGAUGAGGAUGUCUUCCUUGUUGAUGUUGCGGGUGGCAGGGGGCAUGAUAUCAAGGCGUUUAGGGAGAGGUUUCCGGAUGCGCGAGGGAGAUUUAUUCUGGAGGAUUUGCCGCAUGUCAUUGAGCAGGCUCUCCCUGGGUUAGAGGCUGAGAAGCUGGAGUUUGAUUUGUUCAAGGAGCAGCCAAUCAAGGGCGCAUACAUCUAUUUCAUGAAAUUCGUCCUUCACGACUGGUCCGACGCCCAAUCGCUCCAAAUCCUGCGCCACAUCCGCGACGCCAUGACACCGGGCUACUCGAAGCUGAUUAUCGAAGAGUUUAUCCUCCCCGAGAAGGACUGUCCCUUGUUACCCGCCAUGUGGGACUGGGAGAUGAUGGUCUUCCUGAAUGGCUUUGAGCGCUCGGAGGGGCGGUGGAAGAAGUUGCUGGAUGAGGCCGGGUUCACGGUGGUGUUUUGGGCGCCGCCUGGGGAUGGCCAAGGGAUUAUCGAGGCUGAGGUCAAGUUGCCUAACUAG
Messenger RNA from Aspergillus calidoustus, 1203 nucleotides. NCBI's taxonomy places the organism in Eukaryota, Fungi, Ascomycota, Eurotiomycetes, Eurotiales, Aspergillaceae. The record is from the annotation of a GenBank genome assembly.